AUGUCGAAAGGCGAAACCUCUUCAUCCAACCAAGAUCCCCGCUUCGAUUUCAUAGGAUCUUAUGCUGUCAAGUCCUUAAAACUGAAGCCAGAAAAAUGGACACGAGUCCUAGGCAUCGAAGAACACAGGGCGACUUUAAACGACUUUGUUAACAAGCCUUUGCCUUUGUUACUUGUCGUGGUCUUGACCCAUACGGCACAAUUGGUCCCGGUUAUUUCAUUCCCAUGUUACUUGAAGAAUAAAGCUGUUUAUUUUGUAAAGAAAAAAGCUGAUGUCAUUCCUAAGGAACAAUGUGCGGAGAUGGUGGUUUUUGGCGACCUAGCACCUCGACUGAUAGACGAGCUAGCAGCUCUUGUGGACGAAGUAUUCGUGCCGCUGCUGUCAAAUCCUCUCAAUCACGAAGGGUGGCCGUUGGUGGUCUCACAGGAUAUACUGAAGCAGAUACACAGUUUGAAGAGUACGGUUUAUGAGGUAAAAGGCAAAGUAAAUGGUCAAACAGUACUUCCAAUGCCUGUGGGAGUAGAAUUAGUUCAUGAGGCAGAAAAAGGUCUUUUACGAGGUGAGGAGGUGGAUCUGUACUUGAAGAGCGCUAUUGAAGGAGUAGUCAUCAAAUGGGCUCAGCAGAUUAAUGACGUCAUGAUGGAAGACUCUGCGCUUGCGUUUGAGAACGGACACAAUCCAUUGCCGACUGUUGAAUUACAAUUUUGGAAGUCACGUCUAAGUAAUUUAAAUUAUAUUUACGAUCAAUUGCGGACCGAUAGAGUUCGAUGCAUGGCUCUUAUUUUGGAGAAAACUACUUCAGCUUACUAUCCUUGCUUUAGCCGAUUGUUUAAGAAUAUUGUUUCUGCUCUUGCAGAAACUCAAGAAAUAGAUCUCUACCUCAGAACCUUAGAGAAACAUUUUCAAGCUCUCGAAGACACGGACUUUACAGAAUGCCAACCGUUAUUUAGACCCUUGUUUCAUGUCAUUUCUAUGAUAUGGAGAGAUUCUAAAUACUACUGCAGUUCUUCCAAACUCAUUGUUUUGAUGAAACAGAUUUGUAACUUGCUUAUCUAUCAGGCAAAAAAGUGCUUAGACCCAAGCACACUUUUCCACAGCGACAUAGAUGAGGCAACACAGCGAAUUCAACAGACAAUAGACAUUCUAAAAAAAUUCCGAUCUACUUUCGAAUAUUUUAAAGAAAACAUUGGCAAAUAUUUCGGCGAUAGAACUGUAAUACCAUGGACCUUUCAUCCUAAUGUAGUUUUUGAAAGAAUGAAUAAAUUUCUAGACAGGCUAGAUACGAUACAAUGGUUUUUCAAAACUGUGCUGGAGUUCCAGAAAUUAGAGAAGAUAGAAAUUGGUGGAAUGAAAGGCAAAGUUUUAAGCGGACAGAUAAGGGAAAUAUCAGCUGAAUUUGAAGGAUAUUUCCACGGUUUUGCAUCGAAAUCGUAUGAUGUCCUUGACCCGGAUGAUGAUAAAUUCAAUGUAGAUUUUAAAGACUUCCAAGAUAAUAUUGUUGAUUUGGAUUUGAAGUUGUCGACUGUUCUAGUAGAAUCGUUCGAUAAUUGUUCUACUUUGGAAUCCAUCUUUAAGCUAAUCGAUAUCGUCGGCUCCGUCUUAGAGAGACCACUCAUUAGAAAUGAAUUUACCGCAAAAUACGUAGAAAUUAUAGUCAUGUUAACACAUGAAAUUGAAGCUUGCGAAGAACUUUUCAACGAGCAAUCACACCGUUUAGAGAAAUACGGCCAUAUGGAAAUAGAUGCUUAUCUACCUCCAGUGGCUGGCGGCCUUCUCUAUAUGACCACGCUGGCUAGCAGGAUCACCAAGCCUGUAGUCAGCUUUCGCAAUUUGCCGCACCCGAUAAAGGGUACGGAUGAGGCGAAGAAAAUUUUCGACAGAUACGAGAGACUUAUUGAGAACAUCACAGAGUUUAAGAAGAAGUAUUUCAACGACUGGACAGUCAAUAUUGCGGUCAUUAUCGAAAAGAAAAGCAAUAAGACUAUUCUUACUCGGCAGGGGCAGGAUCUUGUUCUUAACUUUGACCCAAUGCUUCAAGAAAUCAUAAAAGAAGUCCACCAUUUACGAACAAACCCAGAUUUUAUGAGCGCACUACCAAAAGAAACCUUGGAACUCUUCGAGAAGCACGAAACCUACAGGCAGUACAGAAUAAAUUUAAGCAUUACUAUAGAUUGGUACAAUCAGAUUAGGAAAAACAGUCAGAAAGAAGAGUUUGAUCUAGUUGAAGAUGAAAUCAAAGCCAUCGAUCAAAGAAUUGAGAUGGCUAGAAACAAAUUAAACUGGAAUUCGCCAGAUUUAUGGAAUUGUCUGCAAGAAUUACAUACUUUAGUUGGUAACUUGUAUCAGCGCAUGUCCAAAAUUCAAGAAAAUUUAAGAGAAAUCAAGUCGGUAUUGAAAGUGUGGUCAUCACUCCCACUUUUUGAAAGAAAAGAAGGCAAGAAGGAUACCUUACUUAAUCUCGAAGAGCGGCAAGAAAAGACCAGUAAGAGAUACAGUGAUAUAGAAGCAACAGCAAACCGUAUCAAGGAAUUAUUAAAUGAAAACAUGAAAUUGUUUAACAUGCAAGACAAUCAAGAUAGUGAAAUUUGGCUAAAUUACGUUGCGUUUAUUGAUACUUUGAUCGAAGAUGCAUUGUUCAAAACUAUAGCUGUUAGUUUGGGCUACAUAACUGAGCAUAUGAAUCCGAAAAAUAAAUUAGCUCCUUUAUUCGAGGCUCAAUUAGAAUUAUUAGAUCCAGAUAUGGUGUUUGCACCAACACUCGAUCCCAACAACGAGAAAGGUUUCACAGCUCUUAUAAAAGGUCUCAUUGACGAUAUCUUAAAAAUGUCUGCCUUGAUAGAUAGAAUUGAUCCUAAAAAAGACAAGUCUUAUGAAGAGUAUAUUAAAAAUCAUGUGGAUAUAGUUGAAAUGAAAGAAGAAAUUCUAAGCGGUAUAGAGAAAGUAAUAGAAGAUGCUAAUGAAUUCUGCAAGACAUUUGAGAACUAUUCUUACCUUUGGUUGGAGGAAAGAGAUGCAGUCAUGGAAGUCUUCCUUACGUAUGGCAGAAUUUUAACACCAGAAGAAGUGGAUAGGAUUGGAUCUGAAGACAAGGAAAUUAGUGCAACGGCGCCCAAACCUUGUCCACCAAAAAUGGAUGCCUUUCGAGAACAAAUUGAUCAUUUUGAAAAUCUUUUUAUGGACAUAGAAGAAAUUGAUUCGUAUAAAAUCUUUAACUGUUGGUUCCAGGUUGAUGUAAGGCCGUUUCGACAAGCUUUAUUGAACACAGUAAGAAAGUGGGGUAAUAUGUACAAAGAACAUUUAGUUAACAACGUAACAUCGAGCCUUACCGAUUUGGGUAAUUUCAUUCGCGAGGCUGACGAAGGUCUACUCCAACCUGUACCAGAAGGUGAUUAUGAUGCCCUAGUUGCAGUAAUGGGAUAUCUUAUGAAUGUGAAGGAUCGUACAGCAACCACGGAUGACAUGUUCCAGCCUCUUACUGAAACCAUAGAGUUAUUGAAAUUUUAUGACAUGGAUAUUCCUGAAGAAGUUAAUGUUCUUUUACAAGAAUUGCCAGAACAAUGGCAAGCGACGAAAAAAUUAGCACUAACUGUAAAGCAGCAAGUGGCACCACUGCAGGCAGCUGAAGUAUCUGGCAUUAGAAAGAAAAUAGCCACUUUUGAAUCACACGUCAGUUAUUAUAGAGAAGUUUUCAAGAGAUAUGAUUUCUUUAGAUACGAUUGUGAAGAUCCUUACGCUUUGAUGUCAAGAGUGGAUUACGAAAUCCUUCAACUUGAAGAAGAAAUGAAGAACAUUCAAGAGUCAGGGUCAUUGUUUGAAGUCAACGUACCGGAAUUUAAGUUAUUAAAGCAAUGUAGAAAAGAAUUAAGGAUGUUAAAGCAACUUUGGGAUUACGCGUUCAUUGUAAAAACAAGUAUAGAAGAUUGGAAGACGACGCCGUGGCGAAAGAUUGAUGUUGAAAACAUGGACAUCGAGUGCAAGAAAUUUGCUAAAGAAAUCAGAUUACUUGAUAAAGAGAUGAGAAGUUGGGAUACUUAUAUAAAUUUGGAGGCAACAGUAAAAAAUAUGCUAACAUCCCUAAGGGCUGUAGGUGAACUUCAAAAUCCGGCUAUUAGAGAACGGCACUGGGACCAACUAAUGCGCAGUACAAAGAGCUUAGCAGCAUUGCCACCUGAGCUCACUGUGAGGAUAGUAAUGGAUGAAAACACAACGCUAGCAGAUCUUUUGGCUCUGAAUUUGCACGAAUGUGAGGAAGAAGUGAAAAAUAUUGUAGAUAAAGCAGUAAAAGAAAUGUCAAUGGAGAAAACUUUAAGAGAUUUAAACACUACCUGGAGUCGAAUGGAGUUUGAACAAGAGAUACAUUCAAGAACUGGUUGUAUACUGCUGAGAGCUAGUGAGGAGCUUAUUGAAACUUUAGAAGAGAACCAGGUACAACUACAAAACUUAAUAACAUCAAAAUUCAUCGCCUAUUUUCUGGAAGAAGUAUCAGGCUGGCAGCAGAAGUUGUCUAUAGCAGAUCAAGUGAUCUCUGUUUGGUUUGAGGUACAGCGGACAUGGACGCAUCUUGAGAGUAUUUUCAUGAGUUCUGAAGAUAUUCGAAAACAAUUGCCUGAUGAUUCUGCUAGAUUUGAUAGAAUAGAUGAAGAGUUUAAAAGUAUUUCUAAAGAGAUGUCGAAAACUCCCAAUGUAGUGCAAGGAACAAACAAAGAAGGCUUGGUAGAAAAACUGGAUAUGCUUCAGAAAGAUUUAGUGCUUUGUGAAAAAGCAUUAGCUGAGUAUUUGGAAACUAAAAGAUUAGCAUUUCCUAGGUUUUAUUUUGUUUCUUCCGCUGAUUUGUUAGAUAUUUUAUCUAAUGGAAAUCAAGCUGAAUUGGUAAUUAGGCAUUUGACAAAGCUCUUUGAUUCAAUAGCCAAGUUAAAAUUUAUUGAAAGUGAUAAACCAGGUGAAAAGGUCUCGUCGGGUAUGAUAGCUAAAGAUGGCGAAUAUGUACCAUUUCAUGGAACCUGUGAUUGUACUGGUCCAGUGGAAAUAUGGUUGAAUAGAUUGCAAGAUAUGAUGAGAUUAUCAAUCCGCCACUAUUUUGGAGAAGCUAUGGUCUCCUAUGAGGAAAAACCACGAGAGCAAUGGCUCUUCGACUUCAUGGCACAAGUCUCACUUUGCGGAACCCAAAUUUGGUGGACAACUGAAGUUAAUAUGGCCUUUGCCAGAUUAGAAGAAGGAUAUGAUAAUGCUUUGAAGGAUUACUAUAAGAAGCAGUUAGCUCAACUUAGUACAUUAAUUACAUUAUUGAUAGGAGAGUUAAGUAAACAGGACCGCCAGAAAAUUAUGACAAUUUGUACAAUAGACGUGCAUUCAAGAGAUGUCGUUAGUAAGAUGAUACAACAAAAGGUGGAGGCGGGAUCAGCGUUUCAAUGGCAGUCUCAGCUAAGACACAGAUGGGGUGACAAAGAACAUCAUUGUUUCGCUAACAUUUGCGACGCUCAAUUUCUCUACAGCUACGAAUAUCUUGGCAACACUCCUCGUCUUGUUAUUACACCAUUGACGGAUAGAUGUUAUAUCACAUUAACACAGUCAUUGCAUUUAAUCAUGGGUGGAGGUCCAGCAGGUCCUGCUGGUACAGGCAAAACAGAAACAACAAAAGACUUAGGCAGAGCUCUAGGUAUAAUGGUUUACGUGUUCAAUUGUUCAGAGCAAAUGGAUUAUCAGUCUUGUGGUAACAUAUACAAAGGAUUGGCUCAAACUGGAGCUUGGGGAUGCUUUGAUGAAUUUAAUAGAAUAUCUGUUGAAGUACUUUCUGUAGUUGCUGUCCAAGUAAAAUCGGUACAAGAUGCAAUAAGAGACAAAAAAGAAAUGUUCAAUUUUAUGGGUGAGAUGAUAGUACUCGUUCCGACGGUUGGAAUAUUCAUCACCAUGAAUCCAGGUUAUGCCGGCAGAACAGAACUGCCUGAAAAUCUUAAAGCCCUCUUUAGACCGUGUGCAAUGGUAGUUCCUGACUUUGAAUUGAUUUGUGAAAUAAUGUUGGUUGCUGAAGGAUUCCAAGAAGCCAAAAUUCUAGCAAGGAAGUUUAUUACAUUGUAUACUUUGUGUAAAGAGUUGUUGUCUAAACAAGAUCAUUACGACUGGGGUCUGAGAGCUAUAAAAUCUGUACUUGUUGUGGCUGGUUCGUUAAAGAGAGGAGAUCCGGGCAGACCUGAAGAAGAAGUUUUAAUGAGGACUUUGCGCGAUUUUAAUAUACCAAAGAUAGUGACCGACGAUAUGCCUGUAUUUAUGGGUUUGAUCGGAGACUUGUUUCCUGCUCUAGAAGUACCUAGAAAGCGGGAUUUGGAAUUUGAAAGGACUGUCAAACAAGCGGCUAUGGAUUUAUCACUUCAACCUGAAGAUAAUUUUAUAUUAAAAGUGGUUCAACUUGAAGAGCUAUUAGAAGUUCGUCAUUCAGUUUUCAUUGUUGGCAACGCUGGCACAGGCAAGACGCAAGUAUGGAAGUCUCUGUUUAAAACCUAUCAAAACCUUAAAAAGAAGCCUAUUUUUAACGAUUUGAAUCCCAAAGCUGUAACUAAUGAUGAAUUGUUUGGUAUAAUAAACCCUGCUACGAGGGAAUGGAAGGAUGGACUAUUUUCAGUAAUAAUGAGAGAUCAAGCUAAUCUUUCCGGAGAAAAUCCGAAAUGGAUAAUCCUUGAUGGAGACAUAGACCCAAUGUGGAUUGAGUCUUUGAAUACAGUGAUGGAUGAUAAUAAAAUUUUGACUUUAGCCAGCAAUGAAAGAAUUGCUUUAACACCUACUAUGAGACUUAUGUUUGAGAUUUCUAAUUUAAGGACCGCUACACCAGCGACGGUAUCUAGAGCUGGUAUUUUGUAUAUAAAUCCACAAGAUUUAGGAUGGAAUCCAUAUGUUACUAGUUGGGUAGAAACAAGAAAAAUUCCAGCUGAAAAAUCCAAUCUUGUAAUGCUUUUCGAUAAAUACAUACCAUCGUGCCUAGAAACCGUCAGAAAUAGAUUCAAAAAGAUCACACCAAUAGCUGAAAUGGCUCAUAUACAAAUGUUAUGCCAUUUAUUAAAUUGUUUGUUUGUGCCAGAGAAUACGCCAGCGGAAUGUCCCAAAGAGUGGCAUGAUAUUUAUUUCGUUUUUGCUUGCGUUUGGGCUUUUGGUUCUGCCAUGUUUCAAGACAGUGCUAUUGAUUAUAGAGUUGAAUUUACAAAAUGGUGGGUGAAUGAGUUCAAGCAUAUUAAGUUUCCACCUGGUGGUACUGUCUUUGAUUUUUAUAUUGAUACUGAAACAAAACAAUUUACUCCUUGGACAGAAAAGAUACCAAAAUUCGAAUUAGACUCAGACAUACCUUUGCAGGCAGUUCUAGUGCCUACAGCAGAGACUAUAAGAAUCAGAUAUUUUUUGGACUUGCUGAUGAAAAAUAAACAUCCAGUAAUGUUAGUCGGAAGUGCUGGAUGUGGCAAAACUGUCCUUGUCAAUGAGAAGCUGCAGAGCCUUCCAGAAAACUACGCUGUACAAGCUAUACCAUUCAAUUUCUAUACAAGCUCAGAGAUGUUACAAAAAAUUCUUGAAAAACCUCUAGAAAAGAAGGCUGGUAGAAAUUAUGGCCCACCUGGCAAUAAAACACUCAUAUAUUUCAUAGAUGAUAUGAACAUGCCUGAGGUGGAUGGUUAUGGGACUGUGCAGCCCCAUACAAUAAUAAGACAACAUUUGGAUUACAAUCAUUGGUAUGAUCGUACCAAGUUAACUCUCAAGGACAUUCACAAUACUCAAUACGUUUCUUGUAUGAACCCAACUUCGGGUAGUUUUACUAUCAACCCCAGGUUGCAGAGGCAUUUCUGUGUGUUUGCUAUUAGUUUUCCGAACAAUGACGCACUUAAUAGUAUAUAUUAUUCAAUCCUGAGUCAGCAUUUAGCGAAUCCCGAGUUAAGGAUUAAUCCACAGAUUGCUAAAUUGUCAUCAUGCGUAGUGGCGGCAUCAAUAGCUCUACAUAAUAAAGUAUCUCAAGUUUUCUUGCCAACUGCCAUUAAAUUCCAUUAUAUUUUCAAUUUGAGAGAUUUAUCGAAUAUGUUCCAGGGUCUACUUUUCAGUACAAAUGAAUGUUUAGUAAAUCCGUCGGAUCUAAUUAGGUUGUGGCUUCAUGAAACUCAUCGCGUUUACGGCGAUAAGCUGACUGAAGAUAAAGAUAUUGAUGCUUUUCUGAAAAUGCAAGUUGAUCUUUGCAAGAAGAACUUUGAGGAUAUUGAUGAAGGUAUAGUGUUCGAACGUCCUAACAUAUACUGCCACUUCGCUGGCGGUAUUGGCGAGCCCAAAUAUAUGCCAAUAGAGACUUGGGAGCAGCUUAACAAGUUAUUGACAGAAGCCAUGGCCAGUUACAACGAUCUCAUCGCUGCUAUGAAUCUAGUGCUGUUUGAAGAUGCUAUGAUGCACAUUUGCAGGAUAAGUCGCAUUUUAGAAAGUCCGAGAGGUAGUGCUUUACUAGUUGGGGUCGGAGGGUCAGGCAAACAGUCAUUAUCUCGAUUAGCAGCUUUCAUUGCCAGCUUAGAAGUCUUGCAAAUCCAAUUAAAGAAAGGCUAUGGUGUUACUGAUUUGAAGAAAGAACUUUCGGGUCUCUAUAUUAAAACAGGUCUGAAAAACGUUGGCAUAAUGUUCCUGAUGACCGAUGCACAGGUCGCUAAUGAACAGUUUCUUGUAUUGAUCAACGAUUUCUUGUCUUCCGGUGAAGUGGCUGAUCUAUUCCCUGAUGAUGAGAUUGAGAAUAUUAUUGGUGGAGUUAGGAAUGAGGUAAAAGGCGCCGGUCUACCGGAUACUCGAGAAGUUUGCUGGAAAUUUUUCAUUGACCGUGUCAGAAAACAACUGAAAGUUGUAUUAUGUUUCUCUCCUGUGGGCUCCACACUGAGAGUCAGAUCGAGGAAGUUCCCAGCCCUUAUCAACUGUACAUCAAUAAAUUGGUUCCAUGAGUGGCCGCAGGAGGCGUUGGUAUCUGUGGCUAUGAGGUUUUUGGAGGAGUUACAGGUUUUACCGGUAGCUUUAAAAGAUUCUAUAUCAAGGUUCAUGGCCUACGUCCAUACUUCAGUGAACACGAUAUCAAAGGCCUAUUUGUCGAAUGAAAGACGAUACAACUACACGACGCCUAAAAGCUACUUGGAGCAAAUCAGUUUGUACGCAAAACUGGUCAAUGCAAAAACCAAGGAGCUUCAAGCUAAGAUAGUACGGUUAGAAAAUGGGUUAGAAAAGCUCCGUAGCACAGCGUGUCAAGUCGAUGAUCUGAAAAAAACGUUGGCCGUCCAAGAAAUAGAACUACAGCAAAAGAAUGAAGCAGCAGAUAAGCUUAUUGAAAUGGUGGGUGUGGAGACUGUCAAAGUUCAGAGCGAAAAAGCGCUUGCUGAUGAAGAAGAAGAAAAGGUUGCUGUAAUAGCAGAAGAAGUAUCCAAAAAGCAAAAAGAGUGUGAAGAAGAUCUGAUUAAGGCAGAACCAGCUCUCGUUGCUGCUCAGGAAGCUUUAAACACAUUGAACAAGGCUAAUCUUACAGAACUGAAAUCUUUUGGAUCGCCUCCUGGGGUCGUGACAAAUGUUACUGCAGCUGUAAUGGUGUUAUUAGCUCCUGGUGGAAAGAUACCAAAGGACAGAAGUUGGAAGGCAGCGAAAGUGGUGAUGGCAAAAGUGGACAUGUUCUUAGAAUCACUGAUUAAUUAUGAUAAGGAAAACAUCCAUCCCGAUGUUAUAAAAGCUAUUCAACCAUAUCUCAAGGACCCAGAGUUUGAGCCUGAGUUUGUAAGGUCAAAAUCUGCUGCCGCUGCAGGUUUAUGCGCAUGGGUAAUAAAUAUAAUAAAAUUCUAUGAAGUAUUUUGUGAUGUUGAGCCUAAAAGAAAGGCCUUAGCUGCUGCUAAUGCUGAGCUAGCCGCUGCUUCCGAGAAAUUAAAAUCCAUCAAGUCACAAGUUGCAGCUCUAGAAGAUAAACUAGCAAAUUUAACAGCAGACUUUGAGAAAGCAACAUCAGAGAAAAUGAAAUGUCAACAAGAGGCCGAUGCAACUAAUAGAACUAUUCAACUCGCUAAUAGACUUGUGAAUGGCCUCGCUAGUGAAAACGUUAGAUGGGCAGAAGCUGUGUCCAAUUUAAUGCAACAGAAUACAACCUUACCGGGAGACAUACUUCUUGUUUGUGCGUUCAUAUCUUACGUUGGUUGCUUUACUAAACAGUAUCGACUGGAUUUGCUUCAUAAAAAUUGGCUGGUGUUUAUGAAGACUUUGGAGCCUCCAGUACCGAUAACUGAAGAACUAGAUCCUUUAACGAUGUUAACAGAUGACACGCAAAUUGCAAUGUGGCAAAAUGAAGGACUACCCUCAGAUCGUAUGAGUACUGAAAAUGCUACAAUAUUAUCCAAUUCAGAUCGGUGGCCACUUAUGAUCGAUCCGCAGUUGCAAGGUGUCAAAUGGAUAAAACAGAAGUAUGGAGAGAUACUUCGGGUUAUUCGUCUUGGUCAAAAAGGAUAUUUGGACACAAUAGAAAGGGCAAUUAUUAAAGGAGAAACAGUUUUACUGGAAAAUAUUGACGAAACUGUUGACCCUGUGUUAGAUCCUUUACUUGGGCGUAAUUUGAUUAAAAAAGGGAGAGCAAUCAAGAUAGGCGAUAAAGAAAUUGAAUACAGUCCAAAUUUUAGACUGAUCCUACAUACAAAAUUAGCCAAUCCUCACUAUAAACCAGAAAUGCAAGCGCAAACUACCCUAAUCAACUUCACAGUAACAAGAGAUGGGCUAGAGGAUCAAUUAUUAGCUGAAGUAGUAAAAGCUGAAAGACCAGAUCUUGAAGAAUUAAAAGCCGAUUUGACAAGACAGCAGAAUCAGUUUAAAAUCCAAUUAAAGGGUCUUGAAGAUGAUCUACUCCAUAGAUUAUCUUCAGCUGGGGAGAAUAUCCUUGGUGAUACAGCUUUAGUUGAGAAUUUGGAAACUACGAAGAAAACUGCAGCCGACAUUGAAAAGAAGGUAACAGAAGCCAAAGUAACAUCUCUUCAAAUAGACCAAGCACGAGAAUUUUAUCGUCCUGCUGCAGCGAGAGCGUCUCUUUUGUAUUUUAUUUUAAAUGAGUUGAAUACUAUUAAUCCAAUUUACCAGUUCUCACUUAAGGCUUUUAGUGUGGUAUUUCAAAAAGCAAUUUCUAAAGCGGAGCCAGCGGAAGAAGUUAGCCAAAGAAUUAAAAAUUUGAUUGACUGUAUUACCUACUCCGUUUUUCAAUACACGUCGAGAGGAUUGUUUGAAUGUGACAAACUUAUUUUUGCGUCUCAGAUGACAUUUCAGGUACUUCUCAUGAGUGAAGAAAUUACCUCUGCUGAACUUGAUUUCUUCCUUCGUUUUCCCAUCAAACCUCACGUCACAAGUCCUGUGGACUUUCUUUCAAACCAAAGUUGGGGUGGCAUUUGUUCAUUGGCUGGCAAAGAGGAAUUCAGGAAUUUGGACAGAGACAUUGAAACUUCUCAAAAGAGGUGGAAAAAAAUAGUGGAAAUGGAUUGUCCAGAGAGAGAAAAGUUUCCACAAGAGUGGAAAAACAAAACAGCUCUUCAAAGACUUUGCAUGUUAAGAGCAUUGAGACCAGACAGAAUGACGUAUGCUGUCGCAGCAUACAUUGAAGAGAAAAUGGGCGUGAAAUACGUAGAAAACCGGACCGUAGAAUUCAGUAAAUCCUUCGAAGAGACCAGUCCCACAACUCCAAUAUUCUUCAUUUUGUCUCCCGGUGUAAAUCCAUUGAAAGACGUUGAGGCUCUAGGAAAGAUCAUGGGUUUCACGGCGGAUAAUGGAAACUUCCAUAACGUGUCGCUAGGUCAAGGUCAGGAGGUGGUUGCUGAACAGGCUAUGGACGAAUCUUUGCAGAAGGGACAUUGGGUAGUAUUACAGAACAUCCACUUAGUAAAAAAAUGGCUUCCUAGCCUAGAAAAGAAAAUGGAAAGUUUUGCUCUUGGCUGCCAUGAAGAUUUUCGAUUCUUCAUGUCAGCUGAACCGGCUGCAACGGCUGCUGCCCAUAUUAUUCCUCAGGGUAUUUUAGAAUCUAGUAUCAAGAUUACUAAUGAGCCACCUACUGGGAUGCAGGCAAAUAUACACAAAGCACUCGACAAUUUCAAUCAAGAAACUUUAGAGAUGUGUGGAAAAGAAGCUGAGUUCAAGGCCAUAUUAUUUGCUUUGUGUUACUUCCACGCUGUGGUAGCUGAAAGAAGAAAAUUUGGACCUCAAGGGUGGAACAAGAUUUAUCCUUUCAAUGUUGGCGAUUUAACAAUUAGCGUUUUUGUUCUGUACAACUACCUUGAAGCAAAUUCUAGAGUUCCUUGGGAGGAUCUACGUUAUCUCUUUGGAGAGAUCAUGUAUGGAGGACAUAUCACUGAUGACUGGGACCGGAGACUUUGUAAUGCUUAUUUGGAAGAAUUGAUGCAACCUGAUCUUGUUGACGGUGAACUUCAGCUUGCUCCAGGGUUCUCUGCUCCUCCAAACACAGACUACGCUGGUUAUCAUCAAUACAUAGAAGACGCUAUGCCUGCAGAAUCUCCGUACCUUUACGGGCUGCACCCAAACGCUGAGAUCGGUUUCUUGACGACAACUUCUGAGAAUCUUUUCAGAACCAUUUUUGAGAUGCAGCCGAGAGAUGCUCAGUCUUCAGGUGCUGCUACUGUAACACGGGAGGAUAAGGUGAAACAAAUGCUUGACGAAAUAGUGGAAAAGUUACCAGAAGAGUUCAAUAUGGUAGAGAUAAUGGGUAAAGUUGAGGAAAGGACGCCAUACGUUAUUGUGGCUUUUCAAGAAUGUGAAAGAAUGAACUAUUUGACGGGAGAGAUGAAAAGAUCACUGAGAGAACUUGAUUUAGGGCUCAAGGGUGAACUAACAAUCACAUCGGAUAUGGAAGAGUUGGAGAACGCUUUGUUCUUAGACCAAGUUCCACAGAUCUGGAGUAGUAGGGCAUAUCCAUCAUUGCUGGGUUUGUCAGCCUGGUUUGUUGAUUUACUACUACGUCUUCGGGAGUUGGAGACAUGGGCUACUGAUUUUGUUCUACCAGCAUCGGUAUGGCUAGCAGGAUUUUUCAAUCCUCAAAGCCUAUUGACUGCAAUUAUGCAAAGCACAGCUCGCCGAUAUGAAUUGCCACUUGACAAGAUGUGUCUUCAGUGUGACGUGACGAAAAAAAUGAAAGAGGAAUUCACGUCGUCUCCUCGUGAUGGCGCAUAUGUGCAUGGGUUGUUAAUGGAAGGGGCGAGAUGGGAUGUCCAGGCUGGGAUUAUUAUGGACUCCAGGUUGAAAGAGCUUUUCCCGCCUAUGCCUGUUAUUUAUGUCAGGGCAAUAACUCAAGAUAAGCAAGAUCUCCGCAACAUGUACGAGUGUCCAGUGUACAAAACGAGAACCAGAGGUCCUACUUACGUGUGGACUUUCAAUUUGAAGACCAAGGAUAAGCCUUCCAAGUGGACUUUAGCAGGCGUCGCUUUGCUUCUGCAAGUCUAG
This is a messenger RNA of Hyposmocoma kahamanoa, 13455 nucleotides long. It is a transcript of the gene Dhc93AB, whose product is annotated as dynein beta chain, ciliary. Gene Ontology annotation, cellular component: dynein complex. The transcript has 64 exons. Gene Ontology annotation, biological process: microtubule-based movement. NCBI's taxonomy places the organism in Eukaryota, Metazoa, Arthropoda, Insecta, Lepidoptera, Cosmopterigidae. Gene Ontology annotation, molecular function: dynein intermediate chain binding; minus-end-directed microtubule motor activity; ATP binding. The record is from RefSeq and is a predicted model, not a curated record. Bases 1 to 13455 code for a protein of 4484 amino acids.